Lactuca saligna is the source of this 312-nucleotide messenger RNA. NCBI's taxonomy places the organism in Eukaryota, Viridiplantae, Streptophyta, Magnoliopsida, Asterales, Asteraceae. The record is from the annotation of a GenBank genome assembly.
AUGGAUGCGAAGGCUGUCACUGUACCAAUGGGACAUAUGGAUGCGCAUCAUGACUUGGUUGCGAUUGACCUUGAUGCGAAGGAGGCUUGGUGGAUGCGAAGCCUUGGGAUUUUUUCUUUUCCAAUCAUGGGUAGAAGGGCGACCUGUUCUCGUGCCAGCAUUACCGCUCCUAAUGAGAAUGAGUUCGUCGAUCGGGGCAUCUUGACCUAUGAUGAGGUCUGUUCCUUUGAUGAUGAAGACACAUCGUUCCUUAGAACUGGCAGAGCUUUUCCGUUUGAGGUAGUUUUUAGAUCCUUUGAAGCUUCCAUUUAG